Cladocopium goreaui is the source of this 552-nucleotide messenger RNA. Lineage: Eukaryota; Dinophyceae; Suessiales; Symbiodiniaceae. The record is from the annotation of a GenBank genome assembly.
AUGGGCAGUUUGCCUGAUGGCAUGGCCGUCCAACUGCUUCAUAUCUCUGAGUCUCUGCCAUUGGGGCUGCUUCUACCCUCGAUGCGCCGGGUGCAGAGCACAGUAGCAGGUGUCAGUUCUGACGAUGAGAAGGAGGUGAUGGAAUCUUUGCUGGCCCAUUCUGACUUGGCAAUGGAGGUUCACUUGCUUUUGGCAUCACCUGAGCAAGUGAUCCAGGCUGCACUACCUGCUCCAUACCCUCCGGUCAAGGAUGGUCCUGGAAAAGACGAAAUGUUGCCGGCUGCGAUCCUGUUGUGUGAGGACAUCGUCGGCGGGUCCGGCGGCUUGCGUUCGGAGGCUUUUGAGGACUUGGCUUUGCUGUGGAAGAAUUGUGCAGGUAAGUUGAAUGGUCGAGAGCUGCGAAUAGUACCGGAGGCCAUCGAGAUCCGAUUUGCCUUGAUGGAAAGUCCUGAGCUCGAAAGGACAGCUGAGGACAAGAGUGGUCGAGCGCCCGUGUGGUCUCGACGUGUCCGGCGUGAACGCUUUGAGUGUGCCAGAAUUUCUCAGUCAUGA